Molecule: messenger RNA, 7491 nt
Organism: Lymnaea stagnalis (great pond snail)
Lineage: Eukaryota; Metazoa; Mollusca; Gastropoda; Lymnaeidae
Source: the annotation of a GenBank genome assembly
GAAGCAUAUAUGUUUGUUAAGUUGACUGUCAUUAAAUAAAAUCUUUAGAGAUAACAGCUUAAAAGUAGAGGCGAAUAAACAGGCAAAAUAAUAUGAAUUUGCGAUUUUUAACCAAUAAAUGUGAACACAAGAAAUUACUUUUUUUUUUCCUUUUCUUUUUUUAAAUUUCGAUUUUUACUUUUAACAGAAAGCAAAAAAAGACUUCAUAUAUUAGGCUUUAUAGAUCUUGUGGAAUUCAUGAUUCAUGGAUAGGAAAAGAGCGCCAUUUUUGUCUUCUUCAGGCAUCCAGGUAAAAGGGGCCGAUUUCAGUUAUUUUAUACUCUGUACAAAGAGGACAUAAAAAAAUCCGUGAAAUAAAUCCAAAAUAUUUCCUUAGCUCCCCAUAAUUCACCGUACUUUCUCGUGCUUCUCCGUAUUUCCCGGUACUUUACCUAACUUCUCUGUACUUCCCCGUCCUCCGUAUUUCACCAUACUUCUUCGUAUUUCAUCGUACUUCCUCGUACUUUACCGUACUUCUCUGUACUUCCCCGUACUUUACCGUACUUUUCUGUAUCUCCCCGUACUUAACCGUAAUUAUCUGUACUUCCCCGUACUUCACCGUAAUUCACCGUAAUUCACCGUACUUCUCUGUAUUUCCCCGUACUUCACCGUACUUCUCUGUUAGUGUUGAGCAUAUUUCUCACAUAGCAUUCGGAGGUUUAGAAUCUGCUCAGUAGUGCCCCGUCCUUGUCUGAAGCCCUCCUUUGGUGGGGGGGGGGGGGGGAAGGGGGGGCGGCGUCUUGACUUUUCUCAAGUAAUUUGUUCCAAAAAUGUUAUUAGUGCUUUAGACUUUAGAACAUCAGACGAAAUAUUUUUAUGAGUUCAUGACAAGGUUCGAAUAUUAAUCAAGAAUAGACGUGACGAAAAUAACAGAUGAAGACCAUUCUUCAAAUCUUGCUGCUAACCUUUGUUUCAUGGGACGGGCUCGGAUACGUGCGUGAUUACAGACUCCAAAUUUUGGAGGAAUCGAUUUCUAAUACACCUUUGAUUUCCUCUUUUCAAUAUAUCAUAAAGAUUUAAGACUCGAUAUGAGUGAAAUUUGACAUUCUGCCCCGGUCCACUGUCAAUGGUAAAAAUUGUUUCAAUGGAUUUCUUUCCCCACUGCAGUUAAUUAAAACAAAACAACGGAAAUCUGCAGCUCUACAUGCGAUACCUGCCUGCCUUGCGAUACCUGCCUGCCUUGCGAUACCUGCCUGCCUUGCGAUACUGCCUGCCUUGCGAUACCUGCCUGCCUUGCGAUACCUGCCUGCCUUGCGAUACUGCCUGCCUUGCGAUACCUGCCUGCCUUGCGAUACCUGCCUGCCUUGCGAUACUGCCUGCCUUGCGAUACCUGCCUGCCUUGCGAUACCUGCCUGCCUUGCGAUACCUGCCUGCCUUGCGAUACCUGCCUUACUAUCGGUUAUUUUCAGCAUCUUUUUUUGGACCAUCUGUAUUCAUUUUUUGUCCUUGCGUUCGAAAUUUAUUUCAUUUAUUUAAAAUUAUUUAUUUACACCACUUUGUUGUUUUGUUGUGAUGUUUUGUUGUGAUGUUUUGUUGUGAUACUGUUUUGUUGUGAUGUUUUGUUGUGAUGUUUUGUUGUGAUACUGUUUUGUUGUGAUAUUGUUUUGUUGUGAUAUUGUUUUGUUGUGAUAUUGUUUUGUUGUGAUAUUGUUUUGUUGUGAUAUUGUUUUGUUGUGAUACUGUUUUGUUUUGAUAUUGUUUUGUUGUGAUAUUGUUUUGUUGUGAUAUUGUUUUGUUGUGAUAUUGUUUUGUUGUGAUAUUGUUUUGUUGUGAUAUUGUUUUGUUGUGAUAUUGUUUUGUUGUGAUAUUGUUUUGUUGUGAUAUUGUUUUGUUGUGAUAUUGUUUUGUUGUGAUAUUGUUUUGUUGUGAUACUGUUUUGUUGUGAUAUUGUUUUGUUGUGAUAUUGUUUUGUUGUGAUAUUGUUUUGUUGUGAUAUUGUUUUGUUGUGAUGCUGUUUUGUUGUGAUGCUGUUUUGUUGUGAUGUUUCUUUGUUGUGCUGCUGUCUUUUUAAUUUUUUUGUUUUGUUGUGAUGUCAUCACAAUUUAAAAUCGGACAACUGCGAUCAAUUUCCGAACAGGCUUAUUUUAUUUAUUCUCAGCACAGUUAACGAUUGCAACACAGAUUUUAAGAGAGCUACAGCUACACCAAGAGACAAGAGUUUUGUGUCUGAAUGAAGAAUUUAUAAUUUUUGUUUUUUGGCAGUGAUAGGCCUAUGCUCUUGAUAGGCCAGAGCUCUUGCACUGAUGAAAAGUUUUAUAUUAAUAACUAAUGUCUAUGAGAUAAAUGAACUAAAUAUUUCUUCCCACAUUUAUGACAGUUACAUAUAUUUAAAUAAAAGCUAUAUACUUAAUCAAUAUGGUGAAAACCUAAAAACUUAAAAACAUAGGCCUGGCAUGGUAAAUCAACCACUGACUCCGACCCACAAAUUUAUGAAUAAAUUAAAAAAAAAAACAACAUUUUGUUUCAGAAAUAUGGAUUGAUUUUUCUAAUCGUGUUGUUCUUGACUGCUGCCAUACAUCAUGUUUGCAGUUCUAGCGAUGUUUCCAGCUAUUUCAGCAUAGGGUGAGUUAAGCCCCUUUAGGUCUGUUGGAUAGCAACUCAAAACAGAUUUCAAACUGAAGAUAAACUAUCUCUACGUAUUAAGGCUCAGCUGAGGCGAAAAUUCAUUAAUAUGACAGUGGAAAAAAAGGUGCAUUCAGGCUUUAAAAAAAAAUUUAAAAAAAAAAAUGGGGAGAUAACUUAGAAACUUUCGAAAACUUAAGAACACUUUUUUUUUUUUAGCCAUGAGCCCUUAAAAUAUUGUCGACUUGAAUGGUUUAAAGAAAGUGGACAUUCCUCAAACUAAUCCAGAGACUAUGCUCUAAAGCAGGGUACCCAAACGAUGGCUUGCGAUCAGAUUGAGCCCGCUGGGUUUCCCCAUCCCGUCCCGCCUGGCCUCCUUAAGGGUACCUGGGUAGCAGGGAUAAAUGUGCAACCGGACGACGUGGACUAUCUCAUCAACCAAAACAUCAGGUCCACACCUCCUAAUUGAAAUACUUAAAAGUUUACGUUGAUGAAAGUUAUUAUUAAUUUCAAGCAUGCCAUUGUUUUCCCCCUUUGUUUUGCCCUACGAAUAGGAUAUGUGCAGCGGACAUAGGCAUUCGAUCAUAUGUUUUUCAAACUAUGGUCCGGGCCCCUAAAGUGUUUGAGGGACAGUGAACCGACCCCGUGUUUAAACGUUUGAGGACACCCUGCUCUAAAGUUUAAAUUUAUCAAACAUACUUAUAAACAUUGAAACAAAUCCGCGGUUAAAAUAGGUGGAAAGGUGGAUUUUGUGGGGGAGAUAUCUGGGGAAUUGCCAGGGGAGAUGUCUGGGGAUAAGUUUUUUUUAUAUAACUUUUGAAGAUCAAAGUGCCCCCGGGUUGUUUUGUUCAGUAUACGCCUCUGCAAUUCACAUGAGUCAUUUCAAACCAAAUGCAGUUUCAGAGGAGUUCCCGAUAAUCUGGCCAAGAGGAUGAAGUAUCAGAGGGACACCAUCUCUUUCCAACUGAACAACUUGAUGAAGUUGUACGGACAGCAAAAUUGCCAGAUUCACAAACUAACAAUGGUGAGUUGAAUCACGUGACAGUUCUUCUGCUUAUACGCGUGACGCAUACAUCUCGUUACUCUGAGCUCGUGAUUAGGCAGUGGCAUCCAGAGUUAUAGGUCCUGAAUGGUGAAAGCAAUGCACUGAGCGACCCCCCCCCCCCCCCCCCCCCCCCCCCCCGAAGUGCUGAGGGGUAUCACAAAGACAAGUUAGAACCCCUAUUAAGGCAUUUAACACGUACCCAUGGCCGAACUAAGAAUUACAUUAUAUGGUCAGUGGGAGACAUGGAUGUAUACGCCAUAACAACAAACAUCCUUUUUUUCCGGUGGAUUGACCAAAGUGGUGUUUUUUUGUCCACCAUUAAACGUUUCAAAUUUGUGUGUGUGGUUUUGUUCCUGUUUUUGUUGAAUAUUAAAUGAAAAUUUGUAAUGUACAAUAUCAAAAUGUGUUCGCGAGCCAUGAAAAUCUAUUAUUCCAGUAUAAUAAACGUGUAUAUGUUUGCCAAGUUUUGAUCACAUAUCGUUGUCGUCUUUUUGUUAAGACAGACUUUCGCAUCUCAGACAACGGAGGCUGGUGCGAGGAGUCCAGCCGCCCAGGCAGUCGAUUACACAGCUGGGAUAAGGUAACGAAAUAGAACGCAAAUAUUUGUUUGAUUUAAAAACCUCCUUGAAACUCAACGUUUUUAACCUUAAAAUUGGAACAAAUAUAAUACAAGACGGUGAAAAAACGCAAUGACGUCACGGCUUGUUUUCAAACAGCCUUGAAAUAAAAACCAAGAGUUUUAAGGUAUUUUAGUUAUUAUUGAAUAAUUCUCACACGUCCUAGCUACAUUAAAUAUUUUCUGAAUAAACUUCUUUCAUUCACUUGUCAUUUUAAUAUACCCCUCAAGAUGCCCAGCCAUUUGAAGGUGCAGGAAAUAUCGAACAAGAACACAGGGCUAAACAAUUGGUAUACAUUUUUUUUUACAAUACGUUUCGAGAGAUAAAGAUACAAUUUCUUCUUUAGGGAUUUUCUAUAGCGCUGAGCGAGUUUCUGAAGGGGAAGACGGUGGGCAGUUUUGGAGAUGGCCCCGGGGAUUACAAGAAACACUUGGACUCACUGGGUCAGAUGAAGAGUUAUACAGCUUACGAUGGGGCACCGUACGCCGAGGAAGUGACCAAAGGAUUGGUAGGGCAAACAGUUCUUAAUAAACGUUAGAAUAAACGUUAGAAGAUUUAGUGACCACAGAUUGUCAAGAUGUGCUUAUUUUUGUUUUUGAAAUAUUAAGUAGGGUAGAAGGAAGUGUAACAAGACAGUCGCUUUCAGGUGCAAAUAUCCCCUCCUUCCUGAAUUGUGCCAGCCACCCCCUCCCACCGUGGACAUUGGUCAAUUCUGCAUGUAUCAGAUUGCACCGUUUCUUUCAGACAAAUUUCCCCAGGGGUGGGGGGCAAUGCUGAUGAUGGUGGGUAAUGCCAGUGGCCUUGGAUGGGGGCCAUUGACCACCAGUGUCGUUUUUUUUCUUUUUAUGGAAGGCAGCAUUUUCAACUCACUGCACAGUUUUUAUAUUGGCAUGGGUGGCUAAAAUCGGCACUAACCAUAUCCACGCCUUUGGGCAGUUAAUCUUAUCAACCUCAACUUUGGGUACAGACGACGAGGGCCAACAGGGUCCCUUGCUUAACAUCAAAUAAAUUAAUUCAAUUUUUUUGCCACCCCUUAUGGCAGCGUCUCCCAACCUUUUCUCUCCCGUACCCGUUGAUUAGACUCCUAUUAAAAUAUAAAUUCUCUCAAAGGAAAAUUGAUAAAAAAAAUCCCAACAAUUUUUUUUGCCGUUUUCCGCCAUUAAAACAAUAUAAUUUUUGCAUACUCCCAAGCGGCCCCCAGGGAUGCAAGGAGGGGGCAUUUUUAGGAGUUGGGGUGGGGGGGAUCAGGGCAUCUAUCAGCGCGCAAAUUAGGCAUGCAUGACCUGAAUGCAUUCAAAUUGUUGCAUGCACAAUGUAUUCUUUUGGUCUCAUAUUAUUUUUGCCCCACUCAAGUGUAAAUAGAUAAUUGUGUGGGGGAGGGUGAAAGCAGCUGUGGAGGUUGCCUAUGGUUCCCACGUGAAAGCGUGGGGGUGGGGGGUGGAAAGACUUGGGAAAGGGCUCACUGAGGCUUUCUCCUUGAGCUCUUGAUCCCUUGAAUUGCUCCGAGAGGGAGGGUUGUGGCGAUGGAUGGCAGCCCAAACAUUUGACUGGAGUUCAUUCCUCAGCUAGUCCCCAAUUUUCAAAAAAAUAUUUUUGUGUAUAUUCUCCUUUCCCCAAACUAAUUUUGUGAUUUGGAAACAUUCAAAACCCACCCCGGGGGCCCCGGGGUGCUUUAGAAGAUCAGGAUAAAAUAAAUGAUUAUUUGGGGGAUAGAGUUGAGUUGAUAGUCAUGUAAACACUAUUUAAGGCAUUCUAUCAAGCUGUAAAUAAUGCUAUGUGAAUCAGAAAUUAUGUCAAACCUCUACAACGAUAAGGACAAGAACUCAAGUCCAAAAGGGUUUUUGGUUUUGUUGCGUGCUUUUUUUCUUCCAAGUUUUCCCAUACCUUGUUUCACAAUAUUCCCUUCUUGAUUUCCAACCACGGUUAAUCUCGCGAUGUCUUGAAUCAAUUCUCGUAAUUUAUCUGAAAUUCAUUUUGCAUUUAUUUGUGUAAAAUACACAAUAAUAUGAGGGAAUUGUUUCAUAAUUUGUUUAUUAAAAAAAAUUCUUUAAACAAUAAAAACUUUUUGAAAUAAUGGGAUAAUGUUAUGAAGUAACCCAUACAUCAGAAUUAACUUCUUCCAUAGGCAAGUAUCGUUCUCUCGUCUGUUCGUGCACUCAAGAAAUUUAAAUAGCUUUUAUUUUCCUCAGAAUUCUAAACCUCCAAAAUACCGAAUAUACCAAAACUCUUAUGAACUACCCUUUAUGAAGCAAUGAAAUAGAAAACCGUUUUCCCCCUCAGGUUGAGUUCCUUGACCUGUCCGCACCUCAGUACGGGUUACCAAUUUUCGACUGGGUGGUGAGUGUUGAGGUCGGCGAGCACAUUCCGGCCAAAUAUGAGGAUGUCUACCUGGACAACUUGGUCAGACAUGCCAGGGAGGGUCUUAUAAUCAGUUGGGCAACCCCAGGUUGGUGUAGACAACCCCAGGUUGGUGUAGACAACCUAAUUUAUAACAUAUAGCUUGGCGGAGUUAAAAAAAAACAACAAUACACUUUUCCAUUAAGUGGCUUUUGUGAUACCUUUCCAGAAAUUUAUUAACAACUUGAUCAAGGUUUGGAUUGUUUUAUUUUUAAAAAAUAUAAUCUUUUAAAAUCCAAAGAUAUCAAAGAUUGUGUCCUUUUAGAUCAUGCUUUUUCGGCCUUAUUAUAAUCCACGUUAAUUUGGCGUUCAAACUAAUAUCUGUUUUAAAAAUAUUCAACAGGACAGAAGGGUUUAUCCCAUGUCAACAACAAGCCCCUGAAUGCAGUCAUCAAGCAGUUGGAAAAGAGGAAUUUCCACAUUGACAUCAAAGCUGGGGAGCCACUGAGGAACGCCUCCACAGUUUUCUGGCUUCAAAAGAACAUCCACGUCUACUACCGGGCGCCACUUUCUUCCCUUGUUGAAGUGGACGCAUGAUGGUUGUGACGUAGCCUAACAAAAAAAAACCUCUAUAUAAUUUAAUUGAUCAACUCUAUACAAUGCCACAAUUGAAACACAGGCUUAAAAAAAACACACACACUUCUGCAGACAAGCUUUCAACAAAACACUUCUGUAGACAAGCUUUCAACAAAACACUUCUGCAGACAAGCUUUCAACAAAACACUUCUGCAGACAAGCUUUCAACAAAACACUUCUGCAGACAAGCUUUCAACAAAACACUUCUGCAGACAAGCUUUCAACAAAACGCUUCUGCAGACAAGCUUUCAACAA